UCCGUGAACCCACAUGGCUUAUGGAUACCGGUGCCACACACCACAUUGCCUCCAACCCAGGAUCGUCAGACGGGGACCGUGAUGCAUCGGUCCAAUAAUGCAG
This is a messenger RNA of Cuscuta campestris, 103 nucleotides long. The record is from the annotation of a GenBank genome assembly. Lineage: Eukaryota; Viridiplantae; Streptophyta; Magnoliopsida; Solanales; Convolvulaceae.